This is a messenger RNA of Aspergillus uvarum CBS 121591, 1265 nucleotides long. Its product is annotated as DASH complex subunit DAM1. The coding region runs from base 262 to 918 and encodes 218 amino acids. The record is from RefSeq and is a predicted model, not a curated record. Gene Ontology annotation, cellular component: mitotic spindle pole body; mitotic spindle; DASH complex. NCBI's taxonomy places the organism in Eukaryota, Fungi, Ascomycota, Eurotiomycetes, Eurotiales, Aspergillaceae. Gene Ontology annotation, biological process: mitotic sister chromatid biorientation. The transcript is spliced from 4 exons.
AGUGACCGCACCUUCCCGAAGCGGGGAAUCAACAGCCCGCCCGCCGCCCGCACCGAACCUUGCCUUGCAAUCGUCAACAAACCUACUAUCUAUCAGAGUUAACACGCCGGUUCAAGACAUUCGCCUGACGAACAAGGAACAAACUUCCGAGACAGCUGAAUAUUCGAUUCACUCCCCGCCUCAAUUGUGCGCUGCGCAGUGUCGCAAGCAUCUGAUCUCUUCUCCAACCCUCGGAUCUCACUUCAGCCACCCACGGUCAUCAUGGACGCCUUUUCUCGCUCAGCAUCGCGCCCUCGGCCCUCUUCUCGACCCACGACUCCCUUGCGACCCAGUUCACGCUCCUCGUUCCGCGAAGCCCAUGGAUAUGGAAGCAGUAUUGGCCAUACCGGCUAUACACAACCCGCCAUCAAUGCGUUGGAACCCCAAUUCGCGGAACUCGCAGACUCGAUGGCGGAUCUAGAAGCCAACUUCAUGCAUCUUCAGUUGAUGCAUGAGAGCUUGACACGGUUCAGCGAAAGCUUCGCCAGUUUCUUGUACGGCAUGAAUAUGAAUGCCUUCUGUGUGGAUUUUCCAGAGGCACCGAUCUCAGAAUCAUUCCGGAGGGCAAAGCAAGCGGAGUCGCAAAGCGCAGCUGAAGCGGAGGCAGUGCAAGCGAUUAAUGACGCAGAAAUGACUUUCAUGACUACGGAUACCUCGUUUGUCGAAAACCCGCCCAGCAUCAUCUCUUCCAAGCCCACGCCAAGAAUCCCGGCCGCCUCACGCGGAACUACAAGAGGAACUACAAGAGGAACCACAAGAGGAACAGCCAGAGGGGCAACUAGAGGAACCCGCGGCUCGACGACCGGACGAUAUGCUACAAGAGGCUCUAGCCGAGGAUCCCGGCCCAGUGCACUGCCCCGGGGAAGAGGUAUUCGGUGAUCGAGAGCGGCAGAAACUGUGAGGGCAUGAGAAGCGACAUGAGUUAUGACACAAAAAGCUAUGCGCAUACAGGGGUGCAGCUCUUGGCUGCUAUCCAUGCGAUUGGCAGGUCCAGCGAGGAGAAAGACCCGCACACAGAAGACGACCUACAUCAUGAAGAUGAUGUGACGGUGCCGCGAGGCAGAUUGCGCUGGCCUAGCUGGAUAGACAAUACUGCUUGACAAGCGCAGCCAAAUAAGUAUACACAGUGUGUUAGAUUGUGUGUUGGUAGCUUAGUCUCAAGGUAGCUCCUCAAUGCUCAAUUUGCAUUGGGGGAAACUGGACAGUGUACACAACAAUCUAUUGCG